Messenger RNA from Aspergillus wentii DTO 134E9, 1210 nucleotides. RefSeq names its product mitochondrial 37S ribosomal protein mS38. Bases 1 to 1062 code for a protein of 353 amino acids. Gene Ontology annotation, cellular component: mitochondrion. The record is from RefSeq and is a predicted model, not a curated record. The transcript is spliced from 2 exons. Lineage: Eukaryota; Fungi; Ascomycota; Eurotiomycetes; Eurotiales; Aspergillaceae. Gene Ontology annotation, biological process: mRNA processing.
AUGUUAUCAUCUUCUCUACGCCGGGCGGCGUGGGCACCCAUCGUGCCCAUCUCCGGCGUAUCUCGCCAGCCUACGCAGGGCUUUGCCGCCGCUGCUGCUGCCUCCUCUUCCUCCAGUGGUCUUCUCGGCGCGACGAAUCAGAAUGUCCGCCAACGCCGGUACUCGUCUUCCUCAUCGAAGCCUAGCGACGGUUCCAGGAUAGAUGCUUCUUCCCAGACUCCUGCGAAGGGUGUCAACUCUGGGGAGAAGCGUGAGGGCAAGGCCUCGAGACGGAGGGGAAAGGAUGGCAAUGCUCGGCAAAAGUCGAGCCAGCAGUCGGCUUUUUCCAACCUUCCCAGUGUUCCCUCAACUCAGCACCGACAGCCGCAUGAUGUCCAUGUAGCUUCGUUCUUCUCCAUCCACCGUCCUAUCUCCGUCUCUACCACUGUCCCCCCGACCUCGAGCGCAGAAACGUUCGACUCCAUCUUCUCCAAGAGGUCGACAAAGAAUGAAGCGGACGAUGUGAUCUUCACGCUUUCCUCCGCAGUCGACACCAUGGAGGGCUCGGCCCAGAACAUGGAACAGGAUGAGUCGAAUAUCCUGACCCGAGGCUCCAAUUUCGAGAUGGAUGGUGCCCACCUCGACGGAAUCAACCUGGGCGACCUCAAAAUCUCCGUUGAUGAGCUCACAAAGCGUCUUCGCCCAUUCCACCCCCCUCCGCCCCCGGUCCCCUUUGACGAGGCCAAGGAUGCCCACCAGGCCAUCGAGCCCGAGGGCACCAGCUACUCGACUGUCCUGACCAUCCACGAAUCUACCCACGCCGAUGGCCGCAAGACAUACGAGGCCCACACCACCCCCUUCGUCCGUAGUCAGGACAUGGACGCCCCCGGUGUCAUGGAGAACGAGGCCAUCGAGGAGCUCCCCACCAACUCGGGCGCCACCUACAUCGAGCGUCUCCGCAACAACCGCACCAUGCACGCCAUCAGCACGAAGAGACGGCGCAAGUCGAAGAUGAAGAAGCACAAGUUCAAGAAGCUCUUGCGGAAGACAAGAACCCUGAGACGGAAGCUGGAUAAGGCUUAAUCAAAUCGUGUUGCCACUACAGUUACAUCUUUAGAUAUCCGCAUCACCGUUCUCUUUUUUGACACCCUCUUAACUUACCUAUUUACCCUGUUUUAUUUUAUUUUUUUCAUAACAUACUCUGAUAUUAGAAGCCGUCGGCCUGGGUUUU